AUGGUGCUUUUCACUUUUCUCCUAAGCUCCCUGUGGGACAUUCAGAUACCUUUCUCACAGGAAGUCAAAUACUACAUUUUAGGAAUUUCAAGCCUUCUCAUCAUAUUGGUUCUCUGUUUGCUGAUAUGGCAAAUUUACAAAUACUGCAAGUAUCAACCUGCCUCCAAACAUACUGACUUUAAUGACUCAAUGAGUAAGCCUGCAAAGAAUGGAAAUAUGCAAAGCACCCAGAUUCCAGACUUCCAGCAGCAGUCCUUCCAUAAUAGCAAGUUGCUCCGCAGUUUUGAUCUGGGCAGCAGUACUGAUAGUCUGGGGGAAAUUCCUAAAGAGGAAAUUCAGGGCUCGCUGCGCUUCUCGCUCUUCUACGAUCAGUCACAGUCCCAGUUGGUGUUGACUGUUCUUGAGGCACAGGACCUGGUAGCAAGAGAAUCCAGUGGGAGUGUGGAUCCCUUUGUCUUUGUGCGAGUGUUAUGGGACAAUGAGCAGGAGCUGACUGGUGUACUUCAGGAGUGGCAGACACACCGGGUUAAAAACAGCUGCAAUCCUAUGUUUGGAGAUCAGUUCUCCUGCGUUCUGUCUGAGGAGGACGUGCCCAACGUCACAGUACGACUAGAGGUCAGAGAUUUUAAAGAAUACCCUAGACAUGGUAUUUUGGGAGAGGUCCGUGCACCUCUGAGCAGUCUACAAAUGUCAUAUCCCUUGGAAAUGCUGGAGGACCUGCAAAAACCAAGGAAAGACAUUGUUGGCGAAAUCCUUCUUUCUUUAAAAUACUUGCCUACAUCUCAUCGACUGGAGGUGGGAGUCCUAAAGAUCAAGACAGUUUUCAGGUCGAGUGAGAUGAAAAAAGCAUUGUAUGCCAGAACUAAAGUUCUAUGCAAUGGGUCAAGGACCCGACACCAAAGGACCACAGAAAAGACUCGCUUGCAUGUCACUGUUUUCAAUGAAGUCCUGGUCUUCCGACUGCCUAAAACUCAGAUAAAGAAGUGCAUCAUCAUGCUCUCUGUCUAUGAAGUUUGCCACCAGAAAAAGAUCUCCAAGAGUCUGAUUGGUCAGCUGAGCUUUGGAAAAAGAGAGGGUGAGGAGGACGAUCACUGGAGUUUGAUGAUGCAAACGCUUCGCCAACCAGUAGCCGAAUGGCAUUUGCUCUACUUAUAA
This is a messenger RNA of Trichomycterus rosablanca, 1155 nucleotides long. RefSeq names its product synaptotagmin XIX (gene syt19). Gene Ontology annotation, molecular function: calcium ion binding; phosphatidylserine binding; SNARE binding. The record is from RefSeq and is a predicted model, not a curated record. Lineage: Eukaryota; Metazoa; Chordata; Actinopteri; Siluriformes; Trichomycteridae. The coding region runs from base 1 to 1155 and encodes 384 amino acids. The transcript is spliced from 6 exons. Gene Ontology annotation, biological process: regulation of dopamine secretion; regulation of calcium ion-dependent exocytosis; calcium-ion regulated exocytosis. Gene Ontology annotation, cellular component: plasma membrane; exocytic vesicle.